AUGGCUUCCGUCGGUUUGCAGAUGAUGGGCUACUUCAUGGCCGUGUUGGGUUUGUUAGGCGCAGUCAUCGCUACACUCCUUCCCGAUUGGAAGGUCAGCUCCUACAUCGGCGCCAGCAUCGUGACGGCCGUGGGUUUCAAUAAAGGACUGUGGAUGGAAUGCGCUGUCUUUAGCACAGGCAUCACCCAAUGUGACAUCUACAACUCCAUGUUGGGUCUACCACCAGAAACCAAAGCUGCCCAAGCCCUUAUGAUAACCUCUUGCGUGGUCUCUUCCAUAUCCACCCUCUUCUCCGUCUUUGGCAUGAAAUGUACCAUCUUCAACCAAGGAAGUCCCGGCAAAGAUAAACUGGCGGUGACCGGCGGCGUCUUCUUCAUCCUAGGUGGGGUCAUCUGCUUGGUGCCCAUCUGCUGGAACCUGCACACCAUCCUCCAAGACUUUUACAACCCCCUGCUUCCGGAUGCCCAGAGGUACGAGAUUGGAUCUGCCUUGUAUCUUGGCAUCAUGUCUUCGAUAUUCUCCGUGGUGGGUGGUGCCAUUCUAUGCGCUUCUUGCCCCCCCAAGGAGCCAGAUCAAGGCUUUUAUAGCAAGUACCAGAGGAGCAGGACAGUGACGUCCAACAAAGUGCCCAACUCCAAGGUCGAGAAUAGCGGCUACAGCCUUACAGGUUACGUAUGA
Molecule: messenger RNA, 678 nt
Organism: Staurois parvus
Lineage: Eukaryota; Metazoa; Chordata; Amphibia; Anura; Ranidae
Source: the annotation of a GenBank genome assembly